Messenger RNA from Drosophila montana, 588 nucleotides. RefSeq lists its product as uncharacterized. NCBI's taxonomy places the organism in Eukaryota, Metazoa, Arthropoda, Insecta, Diptera, Drosophilidae. The transcript has a single exon. The record is from RefSeq and is a predicted model, not a curated record. Bases 1 to 588 code for a protein of 195 amino acids.
AUGACACGCCUCGACAAACUUGCCACUGGCAUUCAACUUGGUGAUGGACGUCCAACCCAUCUCCUCAGCCAACUACAGCAAACCAACGCUAAUAACGACGAAUCAGUUGUACGUCGUUAUUGGAUUAAACGCCUACCUCCUGCAGCUCGCGCUGUCAUCGCAGGUAUUCUUGAGACUUCCCCAAAUACAACACUAUCGCAACUUGCAACAGCCGCUGACGCCGUAAUGGAUACACUAAGUUAUACUUCAUGUGAUAACGUCGCAGUGCUUUCCCGUAACAACACUGCAACUGAGCAUCAAAUGGACAACCGCAUCAGUACGAUUGAAAAACGUCUGGAUGCCCAGGACAUAAUGUUUCAAAAGAUCAAUACAAAACUUGGUCAGCUGCUCAACAGCAAUAACAACAACGGAAAUCGACGCACUCGCAGUCGCAAUCGAUUACAAACCAACCGCAGCAAUGCACAGGCGAUCGCACAGGCCGAUUCAAAUCAAAAUUGCUGGUAUCAUAACAAGUAUGGCUGCAGUGCCCAACACUGCAUUGCACCAUGUUCCUUUAAUCGAACAAACACCAACAACCAAAAAAACUAG